Dreissena polymorpha is the source of this 11500-nucleotide messenger RNA. RefSeq names its product zinc finger protein with KRAB and SCAN domains 1-like. Gene Ontology annotation, molecular function: RNA polymerase II transcription regulatory region sequence-specific DNA binding; DNA-binding transcription factor activity, RNA polymerase II-specific. Gene Ontology annotation, biological process: regulation of transcription by RNA polymerase II. Gene Ontology annotation, cellular component: nucleus. Bases 141 to 1592 code for a protein of 483 amino acids. Lineage: Eukaryota; Metazoa; Mollusca; Bivalvia; Myida; Dreissenidae. The record is from RefSeq and is a predicted model, not a curated record. The transcript is spliced from 4 exons.
GAAGUGCUCUUCAAUAGACGAGGUAGGCAACGGAGGAAUUUGAGCAAAACAAUGCUGAAAACAGGCUUAAACUCUAUUAUUUGACACCGACAUCUCGUCCAACAUAGAAAAAUUUCUCAAGUUCCCCAAUGUAGAAGAAAAUGGAAGGAACGAAGGAGCCUGAGUUGACACAAGCCGUGAGAAUUGUUCUCAAAUACGAAAUUCAGUCUUUGCUGAGUAGGCUGUCUGACACUGGGGAAGAAUACAUCGUUCUGACUGCCAGCACAGACAAUCUCACGUGCGGCCAUAUCGGCUCCCAGAAGGGGGAAGGCUUCAUACAGACUUCUGGUCUGCAGAGUGUGAAACGAGAAUUCCUUGAUUUCUGUGCAGGUCACAAAGCUGAAACCAAACCAACAGCUAAGCCUCGACCUGUGCAAGUGCCCAUCCACCAAAUCAAGUCACAUCGACGAAAGUCAACACCUCGAUGUAGAAUACAAAACCCUCAAUCUUCAGAGCCCCCUCGGUGCCUUGAACCCAACCUUUCAAGGCCCCUGCCCAGCCCACUACCCAAAGAAUCCCAUAUGGCCAAUGAAAGUGGCUUCCUGUCGCAGGCUGGUGACGAGGAAUCCCCAUGUGCCUUAGAUUUGAGUGAUAAGGGCAGUCAUUUUGCGUACACAUUUGAUGGAACGCCAGGCGCUCCCGUGCAUAAUCACACUAACGGCCUGGUGGGUGGCACCAUGUCAGGCUUUGUGUACGAGCAGUCAAAUCUUAAGCAGGAAUCCUCUGAGGGCAAUUUGUUUGUGCCUGAUUGGAACAAGAUGAAACAUGAUGGCGUUGCUGGGCAAGGUAAUGAUGCUGAUGUAAAAGCAGAAUUCCCACUUUCUGCUGCUGAUGAGGAAGUAAAAAAAGAAGAACCUAUAGAUGAAGAUGCUGCCCUGUCUACUGAACAAAUUGCUGAACAGAUGGCGGCUGCCACUGCCCUUGUUCACCAUGGUCUAGCUUUCCAAAGAUCACCACUGAAACCAAAGUCAACAAACCGAAGAAAGCCAAGAAAGGCUCCAAUAAAGAUCAGCAGAAUAUUUCACGAAGCACCCGACUCAUUCUUAGGAAUGACCGAAGAAAGUAUUGCUGAGUCAGGGUUAGGUCUGGUGCCUGAAUUAAUAAACCAGGGACUCCUUACUACCGAUAAAAAGCCCGGAAACACUCUGGUGAGUUUGACUAACGGGCUGAACGAAAGAGGUAAGUCCACUCGCCCGGGUCUUUUGGACAUGAAAAGCGCCUUUGAAGAGAUUGGUAACAUGGCAAAAUGCCUUAUAUGCAACAAGAUCCUAGCGAAUAAGAACAACCGCACAUUCCACUGGAGAUCCCAUGUUGGGGACAAGCGUUACACGUGUGACAUCUGCAACAAAGCCUUUACCCACCCUUCCAAUAUGCGAUCUCAUCGGAAAAUCCACACAGAUGAGAAACCUUUCCCGUGCGAUUUGUGCGACCGACGUUUUCGUCGUCGUGACUACCUGGUCCAGCAUUUAGAGAGGUUCCACUAUAACCCGAAACAGGAACUUUCCAUGGAAAACCCCAUUUCGGCUGGGGGUUCUGAGAGCAAUAGCAACUGAAGGCAAAAAUGUUACUUUUGUGGUUAAAGAUGAUCAAAUUGUUGUUGUUUAAAUCUCAAAUAUAUUAAUCGGAAAUUAAAAUCAGGAAUUCAUUAAUUUUCAUUCAAUAUCAUGUGACUUCUACAGGAAAGAUUUCAGAAGGGAAAUCGAGUGGGAAUUUUUGGAAUAUAAAAUGAAAUGGACUGAUGCAAUUUCAUUAAAAAAAAAUUCAUUGCAAAGUAUGAAAGAUACAGUUUCUAAAUUAAUUGUUGGUCCAAAGUUUAGACCAGUGUAAGAAGCAUUUUGAAGAUAUGGAUUUUUUUCAAAAAUGCCUUUUCUGUUACAUUCCUUAUGAAAUUUUGUGAUAAAAUGCUUCUGUAAGCAUUUAUAAAAAAACAGUUGAAAAAGAGUCUUUUGUAAAAGGGCUGAUAUUUUUAUUCAGCUGGUGACCAUUAUUAUUUAGUGAAAUGAUCAUUUAACAAUAAUCAGAUCAAGUAUUGUUGCUUGUCAUUUUUAUUAUUACAUUAUAGACUGGUGACAAUGUGUUACCUUAAUCAAACAGAAACAUAAACAUUUAUAUAUUUUGUAGAUGAUUUAUUUCUUGUUGCCAUAGAACAUUUGUACAGUAUUGCAUAGAUUUGGAAAUCGUGUGCCUAAUAUGUAUAGAGACGUUUGGAAUUGCUAGUCUAGAUUUACUAAUUUGUAACUUGAUUUUUUGUUUAUAUCUGUCAAUAGAAUAUUGUUUUGUUAUUUGUUUGAAAGUUUGUACCAUAAGAUUGAUAUGUGUGGGUCGUGUGUUAGAACUCAGAAUUUCAGAUGUUAUUAUUUUACUUUAUGGUUGUGACAAUCAUUUAUAAGUCCCAUAGUCUAUUGUUGGUUAUUUGGUCUUGGCCCGUAUUCACAAAGGUCCUAAGAAAAAUUCUAACUUAAGAUGUUCUUAAUAGGGAUUUUUUCAAUAUGAAAUCCAAUUUUUUCUGUUACCAUAGGACUAAAUAAAUAAAAAUGUGAUUGAUGUGAAAUCCAAUGCUUUGUGAUACAAAAUGAUUUAUUAUUUUAGCAAAAUAUACUUGUUUAGAACAAUAUAUAUAAUAUAUAUAUAUAUAUAAGAAAUCCUUUGUACAAGGCAUGAGGCAGUUUAGGGAUUUAAGUAAAUUCCCUGUGAAACUUUGUGAAUAGGUGCUGGUGUACCAAAGUAAUUGAGGCUCAAACUUUAUAUUAUGUAUCAUGCAUGCACCAAAUAUGUGCAGGUUGUAAAUGGCAGAACAGUUAAAAACAUGUGAUUAACGUCUUAAACAUGUUGGAAACAAGAAAUGAGAAUGUUGUACUUUAAACAUUCAUUUAUCAACUAAAAUAAAGCAAAGCGAAAAUGACAGGGUUUUUCAGGACUAAAUACACUUUUACUUACUUUACAGGGUCUUGCAGGGUUUUGUAGGGACAAACUGUUUAUAUUUUUUACCGGCCUAGGUUAUAUAGAUGCUUAAAAUUGGAAUGAUCAUAAGUGUGACUUUUUUUUGUAUUCAAACAAUAUUGGUUCGCAAGGAGCAAUGAUUUAUAUUUGUGUGUAUUGUUAGAGAAGAUUUUGAGAAGUACAUGCAGUUGUUAUUUGCUAUUCGUUUUGAACUUGUAAAUUAAGUAUGUUAUCACUAAAAUAGUUUAACAUUUCUAUUAAUUAAACUAAAUUAAUUAACUUAGGUAUUCAGCAUGCCCCGAUUAAAAAAAGCUUCUAAUUUACAUACUUUUUAAGUCAUAGUACUGGACGUGGCUUACAAUUUUUUUUUUUUGCAAUCACUAAUUAGCUCAGAUUGUUGUCUCAUAAUAUUUGUUACUUUUCUUUGACAUUCAUGUUACAUGUAACUCCCUAUGCAAAGUUUCCAGUAUUUGUAUUGAUAGCUAUUUGCAAUCGCUACUUUUCUGGGUUCAUAAUUGCCAAAAAUACAUUUUUUGUAAUGAAAUGUAAUGAAAACAUUCACAUGUCAGAAUUAACUGCUGAAUGAACGCUAGUGCUGAGAAAAAUGUGCUCAUUUACAUUGAAUGGUUGUUACUGUGCAUGCAUUGUUUAACCAUGGCUAAUGUUCCAAUAACAACUACUUUUUUUAGUGUUCUCAUAUAAUUUAAUGUAUUCCAAUAUAAUGAGAGUAUUAUUAUAUCAAAAACGGUAUUUAAUACAAUGAAAAGAAAACACUAGUGCUGAGAAAAAAUGUGCUCAUUUUAUUGUAUUUACUGUGCUGUUUAUAUUAUGUUUUGUGAAUUUAAAUAUACAAUCUCAUGUGGAAAGCAUAUAAAGUUUUUUGCCUAUGUUUGUAUUUACAUUUAACUAGUCCCAUCAUAACAAUAUUUAUUAAUGUAUCACAAUGAGUAAGCCAACGCAAUAUGCCAAAAAAAUCAAUUUAUGAGAGAAAAGCAAGGUAUAUGGUGCACAAAUAUCAAACAAAACCGUUAGUUUUAUACACAGGCCUUGAAAUGUACCUCUAACAUUUAAAAAGGCUACACAAUAUUUUUACCACCAAUAUACAUUACCUUCUUAUUCUAUGUCUGUUAUUCUAUGCCUUAAAAACAUUAUCUGAUUUUCAUGUACUACAGUGCACUUGCUGAUUGUCAUAUAUUUCAGAACACUUGCUGAUUGUCAUGCACUGCAGUACACUUGCUGAUUUUUGUCAAGCACUGUAGUAAAGUUGCUGAUUUUCAUGCACUGCAGUACACUUGCUUAUUUUGCGCUGCAGUACACUUGCUGAUUGUAGUGCACUGCAGUACACUUGCUGAUUGUCAUGCACUGCAGUACACUUGCUGAUUGACAUGCACUCAGUACACUUGCUGAUUGCCAUGCACUGCAGUACACUUGCUGAUUGACAUGCACUGCAGUACAGUUGCUGAUUGUCAUGCACUGCAGUACCCUUGCUGAUUUUCAUUCACUGCAGUACACUUGCUCAUUGGCAUGCACUGCAGUACACUUUCUUAUUGGCUUGCACUACAGUACACUUGCUGAUUUUCAUGCACUGCAGUACAGUUGCUGAUUGGCUUGCACUACAGUACACUUGCUGAUUUUCAUGCACUGCAGUACAGUUGCUGAUUGGCUUGCACUACAGUACACUUGCUGAUUUUCAUGCACUGCAGUACAGUUGCUGAUUGGCUUGCACUACAGUACACUUGCUGAUUUUCAUGCACUACAGUACACUUGCUGAUUUUCAUGCACUGCAGUACAGUUGCUGAUUGGCAUGCACUGCAGUACAGUUGCUGAUUGGCUUGCACUACAGUACACUUUCUUAUUGGCUUGCACUACAGUACACUUUCUUAUUGUCAUGCACUACAGUACACUUGCUGAUUGUCAUGCACUGCAGUACACUUGCUGAUUGGCAUGCACUGCAGUACACUUUCUUUUUGUCAUGCACUACAGUACACUUUCUUAUUGGCUUGCACUACAGUACACUUUCUUAUUGUCAUGCACUACAGUACACUUGCUGAUUGUCAUGCACUGCAGUACACUUGCUGAUUGGCAUGCACUGCAGUACACUUUCUUUUUGUCAUGCACUACAGUACACUUGCUGAUUGGCAUGCACUGCAGUACACUUUCUUAUUGGCUUGCAAUACAGUACACUUUUUUAUUGGCUUGCACUACAGUACACUUGCUGAUUGUCAUGCACUGCAGUACACUUGCUGAUUGGCAUGCACUGCAGUACACUUUCUUUUUGUCAUGCACUACAAUACACUUGCUGAUUUGAUGUUAUAUUCUUAACCAGGGGCUAUGUACCUGAAGUAUCUCAGGAAAAUAAUAAAUAUAGAAGUCAUUUUGAAAAAUAUCACAUACAUGUUUGCUUGUGAGACAUCAACAUGUUAUAUUUAAAAUACUGUACAACAAAAGUAUCCAAUUAAACUUGACCUCUCAUAUACAAACUGUUUAACAUACAUUUAUAUAUCAAUAUAUAUCAAUGUCCCAACCAAAUAUUUGUUUAUUUUCCAGAAAAUAUUUUUUUAUUAACAAAAUAUCAACAUUGAUGCACCAGCCUUUAGUGUACAAGUCCACCAAACUUCCAAUCACAGGAGGGCAAAUAAUUUGAAAACCCUGUCAGUAUGUCAAUGAUUUAACUGCAUGUCAACCCAGUUUAACCCUUUCAGUGCGGGAACCGAAUUUUGAAGGCCUUUGCAAACAGUUUGGAUCCUGAUGAGACGCCACAGAACGUGGCGUCUCAUCAGGAACCAAACUCUUUGCUAUUCUGAUAGUAUUCUUUGAAAAAAAUCGAAGAAAAUGCUAAUUUUAGAAAUUCAGCAGACAACAUUUUAGCAGAAGACAAAUUACCCAGCAUGCAAAGGGUUAAAAAUUAGUACCAUGUUGCUGCUAAAUGCAGAUCAAUAUGUCAUGUCAUUCAAUAUACGUCCCUUUAAUUAUGGCAGCAUUACUAUUUGAUGGUUGUGAACAGAUUUUGAUGUAUGAUUUGUAAGUUAUUUCAUAUCAAUAUAAUUGAGGUAGUUUUGCUAGUGAAAUGUUGCUUAUGUGUUUUUGUUUAUUGUUAAACAUGCAUUUCUACAAUCAAACUUUUUAAAAAUGUUUUGUCUACAUUUUGAUAUGCAUUCCAUUUGCUCCAAAAUCCAAACAUGCUGUAUUCAGCGUUUUACAUAUAUUUCUGUCACAAAAUGGCUCAGUUUUGUUGAUUUCUUAUGUUAAUUUAUGUUUUGUUUUGUAAAUUGUGUUGUGUUAUUAAUUUUGUACUUGGAAAGUCUUUUUUGACAUUAUGUAACAAAACAAUGUUCCCAUCAGUUGUAAAAUGAAUUUAUUUUUUAUUUUAAUUAUGUCUAUUUGUUAUGAUGAAUUUGUAAACCUAUCUUAAUUUAUUUAAAGAUCAAUUUUGUAUUGUCUGUAUGCUGAACACUCUUGAUAAUGAUAACCAUUUUUACCCUCACCUUUGUUAUGCAAAAAGUCAAAAUAGAGCAGAUAAUAGUGAUUUUUUUUGUUAGUCAUACUCUUGUACAUGUGUGUUAUUUUCAACAGUAAAAGUCUUUUUAAUUCUUGCAUGUUAUGUCAAUGCUAGAGCCUUCUUCAAAACCUAGACCACCUUAAUUGUUUUCUUGUAAACAAUUUUCAUUAAUAACCGUAAGAUUUGUCUAUAUGGUUUUUUUUCUGUAGUGAAAUUAGAGAACUAGUUGUAUGUUCUUAUUAUAUUUCAAUUAACAAGAGCUGUGCUCUGUGAAAAAGGGGUUUAAUGCAUGUGCGUAAAGUGUCAUCCCAGAUUAGCCUGUGCAGUCUGCACAGGCUAAUCAGUGAUGACACUUUCCGCCUAAACUGGAUUUUUGCUAAGAAAAGACUUUCCAUAAAGGAAAAAUACCAUAAAAGCGAAAAGUGUUGUCCCUGAUUAGCCUGUGAGGACUGCACAUGCUAAUCUGGGACGGCACUUUAUGCACAUGCAUUAACCCCCUUUUUCACAGAGCAUGGCUCAUUUGUAUUCAGUCUUAUGCAGAUUGUUAGAAGCACUAGAAUAUUGAGCAGUUUUUUUUUCUCACCCAGAAUGCGUGGGAAUAUUUAUAUGGUAAGCAUGCACAAUAAGAAGAAAGUUUAAAAACCGAUUUAAAAGUGUUUAAUUCGAUAAAAAAAUCUAUCUCUUGAAAUACAUAAUAAUUUUGUUAGUUUUUAUUGCUUGCCAGGUUUAGUUCAGACUGUACUGAGAUACUUAAAACAGUAUUCACAAACAAUUGUAAGUAAAUGCCUUAAAAUGAUCACCGAAGUAUUAAAAAAACACACUCAAUUCAUUAUUUGGUUAGAUUAUUUGUUCUGUAAAUUAUUUAGUGAUUCUGAUUUAAGGGUAUACCAGUGAUUUUGCAAUGAAACUUUUUAUACAUUUAAAAGUUUUAAGAAUGGGGAGUUUACAAAACAAACUAAUAUUCCUCGAGAAUACUACCAUCGCAUCCUUAAGGAUUUUGGUAACCUUCACUUUGCAAGUGCAAAAUAUUCAUUAAUGACAAUCUAUCUAUAUAUCUUAAAAUUCAGAAAUAUUUAGUGUUAGUCAAGCCUUCCAUUUGUAAUCACCAGUGUAGCAUAAUUUAAGCCAUUUUGUGGCUUUUGAGUUUUGAGGAGAUUUAUCACUUACUGUAAAAGUUAUUUUCAACCAUGAUGCCAUAGAUAUUGGGAAAUGUAUAAACUGUAUAGUAAUUAUGCAAAUGUUGUACCGGUACAAUCAAAACCCUGUUUGCCAUAUGCGAUUUGUGAUUUUCUUUCAUAGCAUUAUAUAUUCAUGUUAUUAUAGCAAAGUAGCUUUAUAUAAUUAUGUUUAUGUGUUAGUGUUUGUGUUGGUUUUUAUGUCCCCCACUAUAGUAGUGGGGGACAUAUUGUUUUUGCCCUGUCUGUUGGUUGGUCUGUUGGUUGGUUGGUUUGCGCCAACUUUAACUUUUGCAAUAACUUUUGCUAUAUUGAAUAUAGCAACUUGAUAUUUGGCAUGCAUGUGUAUCUCAUGGAGCUGCAUAUUUUGAGUGGUGAAAGGUCAAGGUCAUCCUUCAAGGUCAGAGGUCAAAUAUAUGUGGCCCAAAUCGCUUAUUUUAUUGAAGAUAGCAACUUGAUAUUUGGCAUGCAUGAGUAUCUCAUGGAGCUGCACAAUUUGAGUGGUGAAAGGUCAAAGUCAUCCUUCAAGGUCAGAGGUCAAAUAUAUUUAAUCCAAAUCGCUUAUUUUAUGAAUACUUUUGCAAUAUUGAAGAUAGCAACUUGAUAUUUGGCAUGCAUGUGUAUCUCAUGGAGCUGCACAUUUUGAGUAAUGAAAGGUCAAGGUUAUCCUUCAAGGUCAAAUAUAUGGGUCAAAAUUGCUCAUGUAAUGUCACUUCUGCAAUAUUGGAGCUAGCAAUUUUAUAAUUGAAAUGCAUGUGUAUCUCAUGGAGCUGCACAUUUUGAGUGGUGAAUGGUCAAGGUCAUCCUUCAAGGUCAGAGGUCAAAUAUAUGUGGCCCAAAUCGCUUAUUUUAUGAAUACCUUUGAAAUAUUGAAGAUAGCAACUUGAUAUUUGGCAUGCAUGUGUAUCUCGUGGAGCUGCACAUUUUGAGUAAUGAAAGGUCAAGGUCAUCUUUCAAGGUCAAAUAUAUGGGUCAAAAUUGCUCAUGUAAUGUCACUUCUGCAAUAUUGGAGCUAGCAAUUUUAUAUUUGAAAUGCAUGUGUAUCUCAUGGAGCUGCACAUUUUGAGUGGUGAAAGGUCAAGGUCAUCCUUCAAGGUCAAAGGUCAAAUAUAUGUGGCUCAAAUCGCUUAUUUUAUGAAUACUUUUGAAAUAUUGAAGAUAGCAACUUGAUAUUUGGCAUGCAUGUGUAUCUCAUGGAGCUGCACAAUUUGAGUGGUGAAAGGUCAAGGUCAUCCUUCAAGUCAGAGGUCAAAUAUAUGUGGUCCAAAUCGCUUAUUUUAUGAAUACUUUUGCAAUAUUGAAGAUAGCAACUUAGUAUUUGGCAUGCAUGUGUAUCUCAUUGAGCUGCACAUUUUGAGUGGUGAAAGGUCAAUGUCAUCCUUCAAGGUCAAAUAUAUGGGUCAAAAUUUCUCAUGUAAUGUCACUUCUGCAAUAUUGAAGCUAGCAAUUGCAUAUUUGAAAUGCAUGUGUAUCUAAUGAAGCUGCACAUUUUGAGUGGUGAAGGGUCAAGGUCAAGAUCAUCCUUCAAGGUCAAACAUCAUAUAGGGGGUCAUUGUGUUUCACAAACGCAUCUUGUUGAUAAUAGAAGUUUAAAUAAUACAAACCUUUAUUUCAAGCUGUGACCUUUUAUUUUGUAUCCAUUACUUGUGAAAACAUGACUUGUGUACUGCUGAACGGGGGCGGGGGGGGGGGGGUGGUGGCUUUUUCUAUUACAGUCAUGAUUUUUGUUUUGUAAUGAUUGCCUGCAUGCAGAUUUAUGUGUUAUUUAAGUUAAUUUCUUUCAAACAAUUUUUAAUUUAUGAGACACUGUUGGGGGCUCCAUAUAAAACAGUUUUUCUUAAAAUAAUUCAUUAUUUCACUUUUGAAAUUUUCACACGUCAUUGCUUUAAUAAAUACAAACCAAGGGGGCUAUUGCAAAAUAGGCUUAAUGCAUGUUUAUGAAGUAGAAAUGUUACUUUUUUAUUUUUCAGUAAAGAACUGCAUUUGCUUAUCUGGGAAAUUCUGGACGCACAUGCAUUAAGCCCAGUUUUCUAAGAUACCCGCACAAAUAUAUUUGACAUUUGUGAUUGACGAUUUUAGGCUUUUCAUACUAACAGUCCUUAUGUGUAGAUCUCCGCAAAAGUCUUAAUCGUUAUAUUUGCCUUAUCUUAGUGAAACCCAGUUUAAUGUUGUGUUUAUAUAGUAAAUUUUAUGGACUGAUCAAACAUAAUUGUUUACAAUAAUUUAUUUUACCUGAAGAACAAAGUGCAUGGUAUUGAUAUGGUUUCGUUUCACAUUUAUUGACAGCCUAGCCAAUAAAACUGAUAUUUAAACAAUAAUGUGACACCCAGUGUGGAAAAAAAAUGUAUGUAUCGGAAAUAUGUUUAAGUUAGCUGCUUGUUUUGUUUGUGUUUGGUCCAAAAUUAAUUGAUAUAAGAAAAUCUUAUUUUUUACACAAUACCAUGUUAUCAUCCUAUGAACAUGAUUAAUAUUCAUUAGAAUUAGCUGUAAUCCAAUCAUUAUGUAUUUGUCCAGUUUUGAACAUGUUUUCUUUGUAUUGCACUGAAGUACAAGCGGUUAUUUUGAUUUACAACAUUAAAAACCAUCACCUUAGAUACGCACUUGUCUGAUUGUAAAAUAUCUUAUAUAGUUUGAAUGUUCUCAAAUGAUUUAUUGUCAAGACAUACAGUAUUAAUCUAGAGAAAACAACAUUUUACAUACAUUUAAUUUACUCCACUGUUUAUAAAUCAAGAAAAGUUAUUGUAGUGAGCAUGUGUACACUUUAAUAGUACAAGGAAAACACUGUUGUCGGGCUGGUUCAAAAGAGUUCUUUAUGCAAAUCUGUUGAAAUGAGUCAUAAUAAUGAACUAAUCGUUGUUAUUUUGAAAUUUAAAUGUAUAGUUUAUUUUGUUCGUUCGGUUUAUAUGUAGACGGAAAAAAGUUGACCUGUUUGCUUGAAACAUUUUUGUGUACAAUGUUCAUCUUAUCGCAAGUACUUGAUAUAUAAAAAUAAUUGCUAUAUUUUGUAUCUCAAAUUUAAGGUGACAUACCAUUCGGUACAAUUAAAAAGGAAGAGUCAUUUAAAUAAGACCAGUAAAUUUAGAGACAUUGUUGUGAAUAAAUUCUAUUAACAUCAGAAAGAAUAUUGAUUGAACUUAAACAUGUAAAUGACAUUGGAAAAUGUGUACAAUAUUGUAUUGCAAUUUAUUUCACUCGUUCUAUUUUUGGUCGUAGAUUUAAAGCCAUUUGAAGAUCAUGCAUCAUUUGAAAGUUAAAACUUCAGAUUUUUGUAGAAUCUGUAGCAUAUUUUCUAACAUACAUGGCGGAUAUGUAAAUUGGCGGGUUUGAACAGUUGUUAACUAGAUUUCAUUAUAUGCAAAUUAUUAAGUAUAUGCAAAUUGAAUUGAAUUUACAUUUAUGUUGUUCAAAUUGCAAGGACAAUCUGUAAGCUGUGUUGUUAACAGUCAUGUGUGUAUUAAUAAUAUUAGGCUAGACUUUCCGUGCACUGUUCAUAGCCAGAAUAUGAGGGCCAAAAUAUGGUUGUGAUUAAGUUUUGAUCUAAUAAUGUUUGUUUCUUGAAUAAUUUCCUGUGUACCUGCUCAUUGUUUUACACGUUUUAAAGCGUCCACACAAUAUGUACACUUACACCACUGUCAUUGUCUUGAUAAUCAGUAUACGGCGUGAUUAUAUUGUCCAGAAAUAAUCCUGGUACUUUGUUUAACCCGGAUUUGUCAUUCCAGUUUUUGUGAUAACGGAGUUCACUUGAGAAAAGAAUCACAUGUUUUUUUGUUUUAUUAUGUUUUUUUUUAUUAUUUUUGAUACUAACAUAGAAGUAAUGUGAUUUCAAUAAAAUUGGAAUUGGACGAAA